Messenger RNA from Mytilus trossulus (common blue mussel), 1284 nucleotides. RefSeq lists its product as uncharacterized. Lineage: Eukaryota; Metazoa; Mollusca; Bivalvia; Mytilida; Mytilidae. The coding region runs from base 1 to 1284 and encodes 427 amino acids. The record is from RefSeq and is a predicted model, not a curated record. The transcript is spliced from 6 exons.
AUGGAAGUGUCAUCAGCGAAAUCCACUGCAGGAAUAUCGAGUGAAAAAACAACACCUGCUGUCAAAACGAAAGCUACAACUACGGCAAGAGAAACCAAGCAUACGAGUGGUAUUAUUUCAUCAGAGGGAGUUACUUCCCCUGUGCCCAGUACUGGGGAAACAACCAUUAAAAUAACAAGUAGACAAACUACUCCUGUUGCCGCAACAACUGAAACAUCAAUGAAAAUGACAAGUGUACACUCCAGUGAAGAGGUGAAAUCAGAGCGCACUACACCUGUUAGAUUAUCGACAAAACAGGUGACUCCAAUAGGUACAACGACUGAAUUGAAAGUAGUAAGUGUUGUGUCAACGACAAGUGCAGUCCCUUCACUCACAUCUACGGUUUCAAGUACCACCCCAGUAUGUGAUGUAUCAGAGGGAAUGAUGUCACCAACAACUAUUCCAUCUAGUGAAAUAAAAGUAAAUGAUGACAUGGCAAAAAUAGACAGUUUACGACCAGGUGGUCUUAUACCCAUGAUGAGUUCUAAGCCUACACUGGUAAUACAAUACACACCUUCAAUUGCCAAGUCUGUGCAAAGAGUAGAAUUAGUAUCAACAGAAAACAUAAUAUCAUACACUGUUACAUUUUUCAAUGCUGAUGGAACUACUAUAAAAAGAACAAUGAAAGUUACAGAAAGUGCAAACAAUGUUGCUGGAAAUCCUAAUGUGAAGAAAGUUGAAAUCCUGAUUACACCUGAAGAUAAGAAAAGUUCUUAUCAGCCAGUAAAUCUUCAACUGAAAAUAUUUGCAUGCCAUGAAAUAGGCACAACAACAAUUGUAAUACCUUCAAUUGUUUCUACGCCGUCUGUUGCUUCAACUAAGACGAGUGUAAGAGUGGAAUCACCAGUGACGUCACCUGUUGGUAAGACAACAACUACAUAUGGGCUAUCAUCAGUAAAAAGCACAAUGGAAGUGUCAUCAGCGAAAUCCACUGCAGGAAUAUCGAGUGAAAAAACAACACCUGCUGUCAAAACGAAAGCUACAACUACGGCAAGAGAAACCAAGCAUACGACUGGUAUUAUUUCAUCAGAGGGAGUUACUUCCCCUGUGCCCAGUACUGGGGAAACAACCAUUAAAAUAACAAGUAGACAAACUACUCCUGUUGCCGCAACAACUGAAACAUCAAUGAAAAUGACAAGUGUACACUCCAGUGAAGAGGUGAAAUCAGAGCGCACUACACCUGUUAGAUUAUCGACAAAACAGGUGACUCCAAUAGGUAUGCAGAUGGUACAACGACUGAAUUGA